This is a messenger RNA of Asterias rubens (European starfish), 2132 nucleotides long. Its product is annotated as sorcin-like. NCBI's taxonomy places the organism in Eukaryota, Metazoa, Echinodermata, Asteroidea, Forcipulatida, Asteriidae. Gene Ontology annotation, molecular function: calcium ion binding. The coding region runs from base 113 to 883 and encodes 256 amino acids. The transcript has 7 exons. The record is from RefSeq and is a predicted model, not a curated record.
UGUCCAUUGAGCUAUUUUAGUCUGGUUACGUGACACAUCACAGAGAGCAGUUCAUUACAGAGCUCGAUCGACGUUUUGUUUGCAGUGGUCAUUUUUUAUUUCAGAUUUCAUAAUGUGGGGAAAUCAGCAGACGCCAUACAACCCAAAUCAAGGCUAUGGAGCUCAGCAGCACCCACCACCCCAACAGGGAUAUGGACAACCUCAACAAUACGCACCACCACCACAACAGCAAUAUGGAGCUCCUCAAUACAGACCUCAACAGCAGCAUCCACAACAAGCCUAUAAUCCACACCAGCAGCAACAGCAGCAGCAGCAGCAGCGUGGGUAUCAACAGUACGGAGCCCCACCUGGGGGAGCAGUACCUCCUGGUGGAGACCCUACUCUCUGGCAUUGGUUUCAGGCUGUAGAUGCAGAUAAGAGUGGAUCUAUUACUGCGGCUGAAUUGAGACAGGCUCUAGUCAAUGGCAACUGGUCACACUUUAAUGAAGAGACAUGCAGAUUAAUGAUCGGAAUGUUUGACAAAGACAAAAAUGGGACAAUUAAUUUCCAAGAGUUUGCCGCCUUGUGGAAGUACAUCCAAGAUUGGAAGCAGUGCUUUGAAAGAUUUGAUCGAGAUAGAUCAGGAAACAUUGAUGCAAAUGAGCUUCACCUUGCGCUUGCUUCAUUUGGUUACAAUGUUUCCCCUGCCUUUUGUUCAAUGAUAGUACAGAAGUUUGACCGGGGCUCUGUAAGAACAAUCAAACUAGACGACUUCAUUCAGUGUUGUGUGAUGAUUCGUUCGUUAACCGAGGCUUUCAGACAAAAAGACACAAAUGCUUCAGGAGUGAUUAAAAUUCACUUUGAAGAGUUCCUGGAAAUGGUUUUGGAAAAUGGUGUUCACUAGAUGUGACAUGUUGAGCAUUCUAGAUGUGACAUGUUGAGCAUUCAACAUGUGAGGUAAGAAUAUUGCUGGUGCCUCUCAAUCCCGUGGUAUGCACCUAGGGCCUUUCUCAAACCUCGGCUCGGGCUCCGGCUCAAACAAACAGUACAGAGUGUGACACAUCUAACAUUGCAGUUGGCUUGAUAUGGACUGCCUGUCAGGCAGGCUGCGUGGUGCAGCAAGACAGCAGUCAUGCCAGACUGGUUUAUGCGUGAUACAGUCGUUACACUACAAAUCCAAGUUCAAGCAGAAAAUAACUUUAAUGAUUUCUUCGUUGUCAAAAAAAAGAGAGUCACUACCAUCAACAAACAGAUUGGAACAAAAAGAGAUUCUUGAAGAUUUGUAUGCUCUCGAAACGGGGAUUCGUUCCACUGAACAUGAUCUCAAUCAUUGUGUCCCAUGUUUUACUGGGAUGCCUUUCAUUUUGUUCAUAUUAUAAACAUGUAAUAUGAGAGUAAGCCCUGAUACUUCACGAAGGUACAGAAGGCAUUUGCCUCCAUGCUCCCUCGUCAUUGCCUUAAUUCUUCACUGAGGCAACGAAGGCAACUGCAUCCAUGGCCCCUGGUCGUUGCCUUGGUAUCCUUGAAACGCUCCAGUAUCUUCAUAGGGUGCCCUUUACCAAGGAGAAAAUGUCUUGGUGCCCUAGCCCUUUCAAAAACGAAGCAUACAGGCCGGAUGUAUAAAAUAAAAUGAAAACUUACCUUACAGUGAUAUUCUUGAUAUGAAUAGCAUCUCUCUUUUGGAGAAGUUUUGGUUCUUAGAAAAACUGGAAUUUAGACAGACUUGAGGAUCCAACAUUCCGGCCUAAACUGGAUCCUGUUAGAAAAGUCACCAGACUAUUUCCUUUCUGGUUGAAUCAUGUACAGCCUCUCUAACUAAAACAAUAACCGGUAUGGUGCCUAAUCACCCUAGAAGUGAAAUAACACAACUUUGGAUGAGUGACAGGUAGUAUAACACUGUGCCUCAUAGCUCAGGUUGUACAGUAUCUGCCCAGAGUGCCUGGGAUCUUGGAUUCAAAUCCCAAUUAGGACCAUUUGAUUUUUCUCUCAGCUCAAGUCUUGCUUACGGUAGAAACUAAGGUACAAGGUUUUUUCUUUGACUUGGUCGUGAAAUCAGAAUAUUAACAAAUAUUUUGGUUCUUAUUCCUAAUUUUCAAAAUCAAAAAUAUAACAUUUUUAGCACAAGAGCAUUAUAUGUUUUCAAAGUUUGUUUU